Molecule: messenger RNA, 7281 nt
Organism: Porites evermanni
Lineage: Eukaryota; Metazoa; Cnidaria; Anthozoa; Scleractinia; Poritidae
Source: the annotation of a GenBank genome assembly
AUGGUUGUGCAUUACUAUAGAAAUGUGAGUGCUGUAAUCUUUAUGUAUGACAUCACAAGGGAAAGUUCUUUUAGAGCACUCGCAACUUGGCUGCAAGAGUAUGAUCACUAUGGAAUCUCUGACGAAGGAGAAGUUCCAAAACUUAUGAUUGGCAACAAAUGUGACCUUAUUCAUGAGAGAAUAGUCAGUUCAAAUCAAGCUAGAAAAUUUGCUGAUCUUCAUAGUAUGCCAGUGUGGGAAAUUUCAACCAAAAAUGAUGAAGAACUGGAGACUAUUGAGUCUAUUUUUCUGACUCUUUCACAUAAACUUUUGAAGUCAAGAUCAUCUUUCAUGGACCGGCCGACAAAUUAUUCCAGCAUUGAUUCCUUCAGUGACAGCACUAGGUCAGCAUCAAGAAGAUCAAAAAAGGGAAGAAACUCAAAGAGGAUUAAACUCAAACAUGAAGAGAGACAGAAAAGGAAAUGUUGUGAGUCGUCAUGAAGUUGUCAAAAUUUUAAUUUUUAUUGAUGAGCAGUAGGAUGCAUAUAUAGUUGUUAGUACGUCUAAAUGUAUUUGGAAGUAUCUAUCACUAGUUACUAACAGUGAGAGAAAAUGAGUAUCUACUGUGUAGAACUUAAUGUUUUUGGUAAUAAUUUAUAACAAAUUCCUUUAAGAAUUAACCCUAACCCUAACCCUAACCCUAACCCUAAACCCUAAACCCUAAGGGACAAGCACUGUGUACCACUCUCUCGCUAUUUUGCAGGUGAAGUGAAAUUACUCUACAGUAGUAACACAGCAGCUUAGGGCAAUAAUAUUAUGAGUAUUUUGUUGUCAAAAUGGGAAGACUAUCCUGUCAGAUCUCACAGCGUAAGAAUCAUACCGAUACACUGGGCCGAGUUGUUUAAUGCUGCAUUAAGAUAACCCAGGGUAAGAGUGAGAUUUGAAUUGAGAUUUGAAAUCUUAAAAAGCAUUUCAGCUUUAAUACUUUUUGUCUAUAAGUUGAUGAUUGGACGCUCUAAAAAUGCUAGAAAAUGCCAAGAAAAUGCUUUUGAAUAGAAGAAAAGAAACCCAGGUUAAGCACUAAUCGUCCCUCAAACAACUGGGCCCAGACUGCUAUUUUGUGGGAACUGACAGUUAAUAUUGGGGUAGAAAGUAGACAAGCUUAAGUCCUGGUGAGUGCUGUUAUUUUUUUUACUUAAUGAACAGUAUUUCCUCGAAUAAUAACCAUCUCUCGAUUAAUCACGUCCCUCAAAAUUAAUAAUAACCCCCCUUUGACAGAAAUAUUUAAAAUCAUAACUUCCAUCUAAUAAUGGCCCCCCAACCCCUUUUGCCAUCUUCUCUUUUUUUUUAUCCCCUCCCUGGCAAGUUAAAAAUUGACAAGCGGGAUAACAAACAUAGCUGAAGUGGAGUCUGAUGCAGCAAAACUGAUCAGUGAUGAUUUAAGUUGUGACGUCAAGGAUAUUGACAUUGAAAAUUAAUCAAGGAACCAAAUUUGCAACACUUAAAAAACCCAUGUUCAGUUUAUUUGAUGUGGUUAUUUUUUUUUUAUUUAAUGGAAUAAUAAAACAAAAUAUAUAGAGUAUGACUUCCAGUGAGCAAUAUUUGAAAUAAUCGCCUCCUGCAAAUAGUUGCCUUCCUUGAAUAAUUGCCUUUUUUUGGUGUGAAAAAAAGAAUAGUUGCCCCUACCUAUUAUCUGAGGAAAUCCAGUAACCCUUAGUCUCUUUGAAGUGUGGUUUAAAAGAAAACUGUUAUAAAGGGAUUUUUUUUGUAUCAGUCAAAACAUAUAAUUUUCAUGCUUCCACUAAAUCAGUCACUCUUGCUCAUUAGACUUUCAGAUGUGUAUACUCAUUUCAUUAAGCAUACUUCAGAAUACUGCUCAGCUGAUUAAGUUUGAUUGGGUUUUUAGGGGUGAAUGUAUCCCUUGUUGGUCACAAGAACCCCAAGCCCAUUGAUUAUUGAAUAAUAAUAAUUCAAUCUUGGUGUGCCUGUGCAUCAAUUAAGAGCACUACAUCAUUCUUCUAUCAUGCAGUAGCUUUUUACUAGAAAUCCUUUUUUACACAACAUUCCCAAAUGCAAAAGUAAAAGAGAACUAGAUGUUGUCCAUCAAGACUCAUGCAAGAUUUCAUACUCUAUACUGGUAUUCCAGUCUUUUCCAUGAGCAUUGGUUGGCCUUUGACUUGGUGUGUAAAACAAAAAAACAUAAAACAACAACAAUCUUUAAUGAAUUUCAUGCAACAAUUGACAGUUGUCUUGUCCACACAAUUAGCAAAAAUGCUAUUCUAGGUGGAACAAUAAUAGUUUUCAAGAUUCACGUCCAUCAUGGUCAGCUCAGUUGAUCAUGUAAAUUUGAUUAUUAAUGGCUUGCUUGAUGCCUGCUAUAAUUUGAACUGGAAUUGCAUCCUUUACCAAUAUAGCUCAACCUGAAGAAUUUUAGUAAAUAAGUAGUUAAAAUGAUAAGAAAAAUUUAGAAUCAUGUUUAUGCCAAACAGCAAACAUAAAUUUAAACUGCAUGACCAAGGUUUCCAUUUUAAGGUUUUUGUUUACUUUUUAGCCAUUUACUGUUUGUUAUCUGUACACAGAAAUAAGUAGUUUCUUUCCAGCUCCAUCCAUAAGAAUUAGUUUGCAAAAAAUGUGAUUCUAAAUCUCACAUGCUUAAUACAGUAGUACAGUGCCGGGUUGUUCAAAGCUGGGUUAAGUUACCCCAGGGUUAGAACGAAAUUUGAAUUCAACAAGGCCCUGAUAACAAUGUUUGAGUUAUUAUAGUAUAGAUUAUUGAGUAAUUUUGUAAUAAAAUGUCAAUAUAAGAUGUUAGGAACUAAAUUUAUAUAAAUAUUUAUACUUCCAGAAUUAUUGCACAUAGCACUUUAUAAGUAAAUAGUAAGUAAUACAUUAAAGAUUUAAUUUUUAGCAUUAAAUUGGAUACCACUGUAAAGAAAUAAUAAUAAUAGCUCUUAUACAAAUAUAUGAUAGAUUCCAAUUUCAUUGAGUUUGAGCACUUUUUUGAUUUAAAAUUUAGUAAACUUCCUCAAUACAAGAAAGUGGCAAGUUCAUUGAGCCUUUGAACAGGUUAUUGGUAUAAAGGUUUUGUGGAAAAAGAGUAAAAACAGCAGGUGUGGGCUCAGGGGUCUCAUUUUACAUUCCCCAGGCUGUGAUUAUCAUCAUUUUUUCUUUCACUCAUAUCACACAACCCUCCUCAUCAACGUUCUUAACGUUGGGAAGGAAUGCCUGACAAACAAAAAGGAAGGUUACAGCCUCGGCUGGAUUGUUCAAAGCGGGGUUAAGAUAGCGAAAUUUGAAAUCACUUAUGAAAGCUUAAAAGGAAAAUUCAGUUUGCUUCUUUUUGUCAACAAUUUGACGACGGGCGGGACGGUCCAAAAAGGAAUAGAGAAAAUUAUCUGAUAAAAUGCGUUUAAACAAAAGAAUAAGAACCACGGAUUAAAAUUUAACCCCGGGGUUAGCGCUAAUUAGCCUUCGAACAACUGGACACAGGAGGUAGCCUCCCUGCAAACAUCCUUUGGGGUUCGUUUGUCACACAUUCAUUGAAUGAAUUCAUUGAAUGAAUGCGUGACAAACGAACCCCAAAGGACGUCUGCGGGGAGGCUACUCAGGAGGGUACUCCUUAUUAUGGACUACCGGCCCAAAGGAGGUACCUUAUUCAGGACAGGGGUAAGGAAUUUAAAAAUUAGGGAUUUCUUUAAUUAANUGAAGCAAAAAGUAAAUAAUGAAUAGCAAACCAGUUUUAGUAAAUAUUUUUAAAAGUUUCUUUAAAAUAAAAAACGCGUCAAUUUACACCACAACCCCCUUUUCAGCCCGAGGGGUACUUUGGACCCUAAACAAACAGAAAGGGGGAAAGGAAACAAAAAUUUCCCCCCCCCCCUCCCCCCAAAAUCCCCCCCCGGGCUUACAGCACCACCCUCCCCCCCCCCCCAAAAAAAGGAAAAAGCCUUGUUGGAUGCCCGAGGUUGGAUGCCCGUGACCCCGGGACAUAGUAAUCACAAAACAAGUCUUGAUCGUAUUUGACUAGCGUAAUACAUACGGGAUUUGUCCUCAAAUCUCUGCCUAACUGAAGCCACACACAAAACAUACUUGCCAAAUUUCGAAUUCCUACCAAAAAAUUCCCCUAUUGGUAACUAUAAAACCCCCCAAAAACUUCUAUCAUCCCCGUCACUGAAAAUCGAAAGUAACCCUCUUAUCCACUCCCCCUGGGGUUAUUGGAGCAUUCGAUUCAGACUUUCGGUCAUACUCCUGCAACACCCCCGAAGAUACAAGCGUGCGAAAACAGUAUAUUUAAGUACUCAGGAAAAAGAAACUCAAAACACCCUCAUGUAGUUUUUAACUAAAACCCUUUCAUUUCCUGUGGACGGUUAAUGAAAAAGGUACCUCGUCCUGACCUACCUCGAGCUCGGAGCACUAUCCACCGUACAAAACUUUGUGGGGGCGGUGGCUAAAAAAAAAGAAAGAAAAGAAAACAAGAAUUUGAUUCCUUUCCGUGCUCCUCCCAAGAAUAAUAAAAGUCAGAACUAAAUUAAAAAUACCUUUUUAUAUACAGACCGCAUAGCACUGCAUGUAAAAACAAUAGUGCACUAAAACUCAUGUUGAGGAUAAAAGUUUCAAACACGGAUACAGACGAAGAAACAACCCAAGAGUUAAUCAGUUCAGCUUAUAUUUACCUUACUAUUUACCCACAGCAACUCACUGUCUUCCCCGCCUCAAACUUCUCAGUCUCAUUUCCUUUUCCUGUUGCCUUCACGAUGACCUCAUCUUUCAGUUAUUCGGACGCUGUUUCCCUUCGGGUACUUUUACUUUCCCGAUUAAACGCACUUCCUGUAAUGUGUUCAAGAUGUAAAAUACUUUUACCGGGUUGAGAUCUAUUUUGGAAAAUAAUUGUGGUAUGAAAGUGCAGUAUUUUUGGGAUUCUCAGUGAUGGACAAUCGGUACAUUCAAUUAUAAACGCUUAAAAAAGCUUUGCAGUAGGGAAGGGAAGCUAAAAGUGUUAAUUUAUAUGCAAAUCUGAUGACCAUAUUUAUCAGGGAAUAUUUUUAUUUUGUGCCAUGGGUUGACAGUUUUCUGGCAUGUUUAUGUAGGCUAUACAAAUAUUACAGGCAAAUUUGAAUGAAGUGUGGUACUUAAGGGUGUUGGAACUCGCAACGUGCUUAUAAAUACGUACAAACUUCCGAAUAUAGCUUACCUUCCUUCAGCGAAACCGGAAAUCAAAUUUGCAAAAAAGUAUUAAUCGUGCUUACCGGAAACACGCGCGAUGUUGUUUUGCAUGACGUCAUUAGAGGCUUGACCAAUCCGAACAAUUGAAAACAAUGGUUCUAGUUCCUUCGCGCGUGAUUGUGAAACAUGUAACAAUCUAAUCUGAGAAAAUUUCAGUUUAAAGAGAGUGGGUUUCCCCUGGCCAUCGCAGAGUAAUUUCUUAAGAGCAUUGCGUUGCAAGAAAAAGGCAAAUAACCUGGACAGUGCAAAUAUUUUCAAGCUCAAAGACAGCUCUGAUGGAGGACUACAGUUACCUGUUUAAAAUUAUACUGAUUGGCGAUGCAAACGUCGGAAAAACAUGCCUGGUAAAAAGAUUUACGAAAGGAUUCUUUACCCCAACCCAAGGGCCGACGAUCGGUGUGGAUUUCACAAUCAGAACAGUGGAAGUAGACGGCGAAAAAGUUAAGGUAUAAACUGGGUUGCCAUCCGGAAGAUUUACACUGCAAACCAUUCACCUUGCUUGCGCUUGCACUCAGCUGGAAGAUAUGCUAUUUUCGGCUUGCGGAUUAAAAAAUGGCGCAUGAUUUUUUUCCAUCUUCAAAUUUUUCUUUUUUGUGAUAUUAUUUUUAUAACUGCUUAGUAUUUUUGGCAUUUUAAAAGAAGUCUUUGCUGUUGAAAAAUAUUUUUUUUACUUGGCUAGCUUCCGUGAUUUUUUAAAGUUUGUUUUGUAAUUUACGACGCCAUAAUAUUAUGAAUUGCAUACCAAAACCAGCUAUUAUUAACUUUAAAUGUAUAACUCUCCAAACCUGCUCGUUAAAACGUAAGCAAUAGUUACUGAUUUCAUCAUUCUAUUUUUUGGUGAAUUAUAGUCAACGUGUGAUGGGGUAGUUUAGUUUUACAGGCAGAUUUUAAAAUCCGGAAUUGUACUUUUCACGUCAUCUUAAAACCGUGAGAUCAUUUCUUAACUUAUUUGAUACCCGUUUUCUGGCUAGUAUCCAUAAAAACGUCAAUAUAUUCUUCUGAUUCUUGUCUGCUAAUAUUUUAAAUUGAAAUGCUUGGAGCAAAACCAUAAUUAGGCUUAGCACAAGAGCAGACGUUCCUCUUGAUUUCGUGCAGAGCGUGAGUUCGUUUUCGCUCUAUCUCAGUUGCGGCUAUCUGAAAACUUCCGUCCUGUAAUUGUUAAAUUACGUUUGUUUAUUAUUUUUCCAUAUGUCUACUUUUCAAAGGUUUCUGUGUUAUGUUUAAUUUCAAUUCCAUUAUUUAUAAUUACUUUUUCCCAAUGGGGAAAGAGUCAUUUACUGAAUUCAAAUAAUUAGAAACUAAGCAUUGAGUAUAAAUCCAAUUUAUUUUAUGUACUUUUUGUAAAAGUAAUUUAUGUUUUUAUCACGUUAAAACAAUAAAAAUAAAUUUGUGGAUUGUUUGGGGUUACUUUAAAGGAAAUUUAAAUAUUGCAAGUCAUUACUGAAAAUAUACAACAAUAAUAACCAUAAAAGAUAAGAAGCACGCAAAAGCCAAAACUAUAUUCAAAAGCCAAGAGUAUGAAACAGUCACAAGUUUUGUGUUAUUCCAGGUUUUAUACUACAUUAUAAUAAUUUUAUACAUCAUGUACUGAGAGUUUUUUUUUUUCUGUAGCUGCAAGUGUGGGAUACAGCCGGCCAAGAACGUUUCCGUUCAGUUACACACAGUUAUUAUCAUAAUGCUGACGGUGUUAUAAUCACUUACGACAUUACCAGCAGGAAGUCAUUUGAAAACUUAAAUCAAUGGCUUGAGGAUGUUCACCGAUUCACCAGCAAAAAAGUGCUCAUGUACAUUGUUGGAAACAAAUGUGACCUUGUUCAUCAGAGACAAGUUGAUUUUAGGAGUGCUGAAACAGUUGCCGAGAAAGAAAAUUGUGUUGCUAUGGAAACAUCUGCAAAAGAAGCAGACAAUGUAGAGAACUUGUUUAUGGGUCUUGCAACACAGCUUAAGAGAAGAAUUAAAGGUGAAGAGGGAACUGAAACAACAGAUUCUUCAGGUGCUGGUGAAAGCAGUUCUUCAGGAUCAGUCACUCUUGGAGGACAUACAGUUUGUGCACGAGGACCUCUAUCUUGUUGUAGAGUAUAG